This is a messenger RNA of Dendrobium catenatum, 3867 nucleotides long. RefSeq names its product kinesin-like protein KIN-12A. Gene Ontology annotation, biological process: microtubule-based movement. Gene Ontology annotation, molecular function: microtubule motor activity; microtubule binding; ATP binding. The record is from RefSeq and is a predicted model, not a curated record. The transcript has 13 exons. NCBI's taxonomy places the organism in Eukaryota, Viridiplantae, Streptophyta, Magnoliopsida, Asparagales, Orchidaceae. The coding region runs from base 109 to 3696 and encodes 1195 amino acids.
GUCAGUAAAAUUGCAGAUCUCCAUUUGAAAUAUUGCUCCUCUUCCAACGGCUAUAUCGUCACUGCUCUCUCUCUUUCUCGCUGUCUCUCCACAGAGCAACCAUAUUCGAUGAAGUCUCUAUUGCCGCGGAUCGGGAAUGUUCCACCUUCCGAAACCCUAACCCCAUGCUCGCAUAAGGAGAGGACGCCUAGGUUCCCAAAGGAGAACGUCGAUCCCAACACCAUGCCGCCGGAAUCGGCCCUUUUCAAGUCGCCUCUGACAUCCGGGAAGCCCCCCAAAGUACGGAUCCGGAGUCCGUUUCCUCCUCGUCCGCCGUCUUCCUCAAACCGUCUCAAGCGGAAGCUGAGCUUGGAAACCCUACCAGAAAACGGGUGCACGACUUUCUCUCCCAGCGAUUGCGGCGUCCAGGUGGUAGUCCGCAUGAGACCGCUGGGUAAGGAAGAAGAGGGGGUUCAGAUCGUGCAAAAGACUUCCCCUAAUUCCGUUUCAAUUCUUGAGCACAGCUUUACUUUUGAUUCCGUGGUUGAUGAAAGUUCGACGCAAAUUUACAAUGAGCAAAUAACCGACUUGUUGGAUCCGACACAAAGGAAUCUACAGAUAAGAGAGGAUGUAAAAACUGGAAUAUAUGUUGAUUGCCUAAAGCAGGAGUAUGUCUCCACAACAAAUGAGGUCAUCCAAUUGCUGAUAAAGGGAUUGGCAAAUAGAAGGAUAGGGGCAACAAGUAUCAACACAGAGAGUUCACGUUCACAUUGUGUUUUCACUUGUAUUGUUGAAUGCCGGUCUAAGAGCACGGAAAAUGGUCUUAUUAGCUUAAGAACCAGUAGAAUCAACCUUGUUGAUCUUGCUGGAUCUGAAAGACAAAGGGCUACAGGUGCUGCAGGUGAGCGCUUAAAAGAAGCUGGCAGUAUCAAUCGUUCCCUCUCCCAACUUGGAAACUUAAUUAAUAUUCUGGCUGAAGUCUCUCAAUCUGGGAAACAUCGUCAUAUACCCUACAGAGAUUCUAGGCUGACAUUUUUAUUGCAGGAAUCUCUCGGUGGAAAUGCAAAGCUUGCAAUGAUAUGUAAUGUUUCACCAUCCAAGAGUUGUAAGAAUGAAACUUUUAGCACCUUGAGAUUUGCUCAGCGAGCAAAGGCAAUAAAGAAUAAGGCAAUUGUAAAUGAGACAACAGUAGAUGAUGCUAAUCUCCUGCGAGAGCAGAUACGUCAGCUGAAGGAUGAACUUCUACGAAUGAAGUCAAAUGAUAAGUCAGAAGAAAGUAAUGGAAGUUGUUCAAUUGGAUGGAAUGUCCGUCGAAGUUUGAGCCUUUUAAGAUUUAGCCUAUGUCGCCCAAGAACAUUGCCUGUUGAAGAUGACAGUGAUGAAGACAUGGAAAUUGUUCAGGAAGGUGUUGAGAGCUCUGGUGCAGAGGCUUAUUUGCCUUCCUUGGAUGAGGAAAAUAGUACCGUGAAUGAGGAAGCAACUAAAUUUGAGAGUUUUAAGGAGAAAACGCCCUGUUACUUAGAUAGGGAAACUUCAUCAAGUGAAUGCUUAAAGAAAAUACCUAGUUUCAUCUCCGAGUGUCACCAAGAUAUUGAGUGUAGGCAUGGCAGUGAGGAACAUGAAAAAAUAGAAGAAUUGACUGAAUCCUGCAGAGCUCAUGUCCAAAGCAAAGAAAUAGUUGAAAUUGCAAUUGAACAAGCUUCCCCCACUCUUGACAUGAACGAGCACAAUAGGGAUGGAGAUGAAAAAAAAAUGAUUCCUGCUAAGAGAAAAUUACUGGCCGGAGACCAUCCUGAGAUAACUGAGGAAAUUUCUUCUAUUGGAGGAGUUGCUUCAAAUGAAAUGUUUCCAGGCCAGUCUCAUAAUCAUGCUUCAACAUUUUGUUUUAGCAUUAAAACACGUGAAACAUCCCCAGUUCUGACACCCACUUUGAGUGUCUCGCCUAGAACUAAGACUUACAGUAGGAAAAGUCCCAGGACAUCAUCAUCAACAUCAGCCUCUCAGAAAAGUAUAAGAGCAGAGGUUGAACGUGAUUUAGGCAUCGUGAAUGUUUCAUUUUCUGGUUUGUUGAAUAAGAGUAAGAAUAAUAUUUCUUCCAUUCAUUCCAGCAAGAAUUCCCUUGCAACAAAUGAAAAUCUGGCAGCAAGUCUUCGUCAAGGUCUUGAGGUGAUCAAUGGCCAAAAGCAUAGUUCAUCCCUAAUGAAUUCAUCAUUCAGGUUCUCAUUGAACCCUGCUGAUAUGAAGCCGCUAACCAUCAUGGACAAAAUUGAUACUGGCACACAAACGUUAUUUGAAGAACCAAACGGGUUAGAAGAUUCAUCAGUGCUUAUAUGUAAUUCCUGCAAGAGAAAAGCUCUGACUCUUGAAAAUGGAGAUAUCACCUGGGAAUCGGACUUGCAAAUGGCCCCCCUCAAUGGUUCCCAAUCAUCCAAGAAGCCACAACCAGCUGAACGAUGCAAGAAACAAGUGCCUAAAGCGAUGGAGAAAGUCCUUGCUGGAGCCAUCAGGCGGGAAAUGGCUCUUGAAGAUCGCUGUUUGAAGCAAGCAGCUGAAAUUAUGCAUCUCAAUAGAUUGGUCCAGCAAUACAAGCAUGAACGUGGAUGCAUAGAAAUAAUUGAACAGGCUCAUGAGGAUAAAAUUUCUCGACUGGAGGGCCUAAUGGAUGGCGUUAUGCCAACUGAAGAGUUCAUGGAGAAGGAGUUUCUUUCCUUAAAAAAUGAGUACAUGAUACUAAAAGAGAAAUAUGACAAUCAUCCUGAAGUUUUGUUGCUAAAUAUUGAGCUAAAGAAGGUUCAGAAUGAGCUCAAUAAUUAUAGAAACUUCUUUGAUAUGGGUGAGAGAGAUGUAUUGAUGGAGGAAAUUCAUGAUCUAAGGCACUACUUACGAUAUUAUAUUGACUCUUCUUCAACGUCUAACCAUCCCUUGCUACAGUUGACACAUUCAAUGGGGUCCAUCUUGGCCCCUCUUAGUAAGAUAUCAGAUACAAAAGAUGCAAGUGUUGAUGAAAAUUUUGAGCUUAAGAGGGGAAAUUGGACUGACUUAGAGAAUAAGUGGAUCUCUUUAUAUAAAGAGCUUAAAACAGAAUUGGAAGCUUGUCAGUCUCUUACUGAGAAGCUGAAAAUUGAUCUUGAAUCUGAGAAGAAAUGUGCACAAGAACGUAAGGAGGAACUUCAGACAGCAUUGCAGGUUCAUACUAGGACCUUGGAACACUAUGCAGAUCUUGAAGAGAAACAUAUGGCUUUGCUUCAAAAGCAUAGGAAAAUGAGGGAGGGAAUCCUUGAUGUGAAGAAAGUAGCAGCAAGAGUAGGUGUAAAAUGUGAUUCAAAAUUCAUUGAAUCUAUGUCUGCUCAAAUUGAAACUCUCAGGGAAGAGAGAGAAAAGGAGAGGCUGUAUUGGAGGGAUGAAAAUAAAGGUCUCCAGACUCAACUUAAGGAUACUGCUGAGGCUGUAUUGGCUGCUGGAGAGCUGCUUACACGCUUAAAAGAAGCUGAAGACGCUGCUGGCAAUGCAAAGAAACGCGCUUUAAUUGCGGAGAAGAAAACUGAGAGGGCCUAUCAGGAGAUUGAUGAACUUAAGAAAAAGUACGAGUCACAAAUUGUUAAGCUAAAUCAGUUGCUGGCCGAAUCGCACUCAACGAAAGAUGGGCGAGUUGAUGAAUUUUCUUCUGCAACUGGACACAAUUCCUGGUUUUAUGGCUAUGACCGGUGCAACAUAUAAGUAGCACAGGUAUUGACAUAUCUGAUGACUACAGUGUAAAGUUUUUGUUGUAACACCACAAGGCAUAUAUUUCUUUGUAGAUUGGUUCAACUCUUCAGUUCUUACUUCUUGUAUUGGUCAAAUAUAUUUUAGAAAUCCAUGGUAAAUGCCUGUGUUUUGUAUCAUUAUUAA